AUGACUUCGACUUCCUAUUCUUUGGACCUGAAUCAGACAGGAUUGACCACAAAGACGGUCAUAACUACAGUAGCAGCAGCUGACCCGCUGGUCAGUGAUUUCGUGUACAACCUUGUAUCCUAUGUCAUUUUGAGGUCAGUGGUCCAGGUCGUUUUGAGAGUCUUGGGAAUCUGCGCCAACGUCAUCAACAUUUUGGUCUUUCUGAAAGCUGGGCCCGUGGACAGCGUGACUGCUGGGUUUCUUGGCCUCGCUGUGGCUGAUUUGUGUUUUCUUAUGAUUUUCCUGGCUUCCAUAGCGUUGAUUAUCAUGGAUAAAAGCUUCACGGUAUACUCCUAUAUAGACCUCAGCAGCCUCAGUUUUGUCAUCUCAAUGUACCCCAUCAUGUUCGGAGAUGUUUCUUACCUUAUUACCACCUACCUCGCCAUCCAGAAGGCCUGCUGCGUGGCCAUCCCUCUUCGCUUCAAGAACGUCUUCACUCGCACGCGCUCGAUCGCCGUGGUUGUCUCUACGUAUGUCGUGGCUUUGGUUUAUUACUGCCCGAUCUUUGUGUCCAUGGCGCUCGAUCUCCAGCCGUUUCGCUCCACGAAAAGCAACUCGGUCAAGCUCUAUUUGCUUCUCUCCCCUUUCACCCGGGAGCUGCUCAGACUAUUUCGUCUGGUCAACAAGACCAUAAUUCCCUUCGCGACGCAGUCUAUCGUCAUACUCUGUCUCGCCUUGCUGACCACCCACCUGAGAAGAUCGUCAAAGUUUCGCCAAUCUAUGAAAGCACCCAAAUCGUCCAACGCAAAGGGAGGAAACACGGACGUUGCAGACGUCAAAGGUUUGCGCGCCAUUCAGUCUGUGACCUUGAUGUCAGCCAUUUUUGUUGCCUCCAACUUGCCGGACAUUUGCAUUAACAUAGCCACCAUGUUAGUUCCAGAGUUUAAUGACCGGAAGUUCUUAAAUAACUUGUACUGGGUGGUCGAGGAAAGUAGUAACAUAUUUCCAAUAAUUAACUCGUCAGUUCUGAUACUCAUUUAUCUGAAAUAUAAUUCAGGCUACUAUAAACAGUUCUCAAAGAUAUUCAGAAGACCGAGUGAAUUAAAGAAGGUUAAGAUAUAA
Biomphalaria glabrata is the source of this 1101-nucleotide messenger RNA. RefSeq lists its product as uncharacterized. Gene Ontology annotation, cellular component: membrane. The transcript has a single exon. Gene Ontology annotation, biological process: neuropeptide signaling pathway. NCBI's taxonomy places the organism in Eukaryota, Metazoa, Mollusca, Gastropoda, Planorbidae. The record is from RefSeq and is a predicted model, not a curated record. Gene Ontology annotation, molecular function: G protein-coupled peptide receptor activity. Bases 1 to 1101 code for a protein of 366 amino acids.